Sorghum bicolor (sorghum) is the source of this 1435-nucleotide messenger RNA. RefSeq lists its product as uncharacterized. Gene Ontology annotation, biological process: RNA processing. The coding region runs from base 188 to 1231 and encodes 347 amino acids. The record is from RefSeq and is a predicted model, not a curated record. NCBI's taxonomy places the organism in Eukaryota, Viridiplantae, Streptophyta, Magnoliopsida, Poales, Poaceae. The transcript has 2 exons.
AUUAUUUUUUAUACGGCGGACAGGAAUUUGUCAAAAACAAACCCUAGCCCAACAGCGGCCCGAAUCGAGCGCCGCCGCCUUGCUCUCGGCUCCACCACUGCCCCGUCUCUGUCCCCGCCUCGCCGCCGGAGACGCGCAAGCUUAGGGCUAGCAACCGUUUGCGCUGACAAGUACCCGGAGGCCCGGCAUGGGAAAGAAGAUUCGCAGCGCCAAUGGCACCUCGACGCCGGUCAGGUCCAUGAACCAGGCCGUGUCGCUCCGUGAGGAGACCUCCGGGAGGACGCACGUAGACGAUGUCUCCCUGCUGAGGGUCAAGCACCUGCAGAGGCUAGCGGCGUGGGCGGGCGCAGAGGCCGGGGUGGGCCCGAUCGGCGCGCUGCUGGGGCGCCGCCUCGCCGCGAGCGCCGAGGCCGCCGGAGUACCCCUCGACGCCGCCACUUUCCUUUGCCAGAGGUGUGAGACAAUCUUAAAGCCAGGCUUCAACUGCACUGUCCGCAUAAGGAACAAGAGAAAUAAAGCAAAACGUCGUAAGAAAUCAAACUGUUGUCAGAACAGUGUUUCCUAUGCAUGCCAUUUUUGUGGAGAUCAGAACCUAGUAUUAGGUAGUGGGAAGGGUGUUGUUAAGAGCCUGUUACCAUUAAGAGACCAUAGUACUAUGAACUCAUCCCAUAGAAUUAUGAGAGGAAACAAUAACAACAGAAGAACACAUGAUAAGAAAGAAGUGCUUGAGCUUUCUCAAGCAGCAAUUUUGCAAGUGGAAUUGUCAUCUCUGUUGAGACAGUCAACUUCUGAAAGUGAUGAGCAUGGCGAAAGGUUAAAAUGUAAUCUUGAUGAACAGAUGCAUGAAACUGACCCUAUUGCUUCUGAGAAGGUUAAAAUAUGCGAAGCUACUUCGCAAGCAGAACUUCCAGUUGGUUCAUCAUUUGUCACACCUCAGAAAAAGAAACCACUGGUGGUGACUGUCCCUAAAGAUUCAGCAGGAAUACUCAAGACAGGAAGUAGCGUGAUUUCUGGCUCAGUCACUCACACACUUUCAGGCUCUAGCAAGUCUGCCUCGAAUGACUCUAGAAAUAAUGUGAAAUAUGCAGCAAAGGAUUCUUCUCAGGUUUCUGGCAGCUCAAGAAAGCGGACAAGAAAGGGGUGGACGACUCUGAAACAAAUAGCUGAGAAGGAUGAGCUCGAAAAGAAGGAGAAGAUGGGUAAUUUUGUAAUCCCGUUCUUCAUGCACUAAGUAGGAUGUUAAAGUAUUUGCCCACAUUGUAAUCGUUUGGUCAUUAGUUUAUCUAUUGAGAAGGACAAUGUAAUUUUGGGGAAGGGAGGGAGCUACUAAAUUUUGCAGUUGAAUGGAAGAAAUGAGGUUACCAAAUUCUGGUUGAAUGUGGAAAGUCCCACUGCAACAAGUUCUAAUGUUGCAUGCAACAGAUUAUUUUAUCAA